This is a messenger RNA of Truncatella angustata, 1500 nucleotides long. Its product is annotated as heterokaryon incompatibility protein-domain-containing protein. The record is from RefSeq and is a predicted model, not a curated record. The coding region runs from base 95 to 1450 and encodes 451 amino acids. The transcript has a single exon. Lineage: Eukaryota; Fungi; Ascomycota; Sordariomycetes; Amphisphaeriales; Sporocadaceae.
GCGACUCAUUACGGUCAAAUUGAAACAACUACCUUCUGCCAAAUUCACUCGCUUUUGAUCAAGGAAUUGAAUUUCUUGCAGUUCUGUGAUAAUCAUGUCGUCGCUGCCUGAUUUCUUGGCUACAUUUACUUACACAUCGUUGGAUAAAGGGAAGCGUCAGAUCAGGCUGAUACGAUUCCAAGAAUAUGCAACCGUGGAUGAAGAUGGUAUUCGACUUUCCUUAGAGACACACGACAUGAGCGAGUGCCCCCCAUAUUUUGCACUCUCCUAUGUGUGGGGAAUUGACGCACCGAGACAUGAAAUGGUGAUCAACGACGGAGUUCUCUUGGCUCGGAAUAGCUUAUGGCUGGCACUGUCGCAGCUCAAGACCCGUCAGGUUGACCUUAAGGUCAAGUACUUCUGGAUCGAUGCCAUCUGCAUCAACCAGGAUGAUAUACUGGAACGUGGUCAUCAGGUGAAUCUGAUGGGGGAUAUCUAUUCCCACGCACGGUUCGUUGUUGCGUGGCUCGGGUCAGAGACAGACGACUCUCACGCCGCGAUCAAGGCUAUAUCUACAUACAACCUGACCACAGAUAAGACCGAAAAGGACAUGCUGCUAGCGGAAAACAGUUCACAUGUCGUCUCUUUGUUACAAAGAUCGUACUUUGAGCGCAUGUGGAUUGUGCAGGAGUUCAUUCUCGCCGAGGAGAUCAUAAUGAUCUGCGGUUCGGACAGUUUUCGGUGGGACCGUGAGAUGAGCAACAUCGUCAAAGCAAUGACGACGAAGUGGCUUGAUAAAGAUGAGGGGACCGGCGUCACUGUUUGGCUCGCGAGUGAGAGGUUCAAUCGCAAACAGACAGGAUAUCCUAUGGAGCUAUACAGGCUACUGGUAUACUUCCGGUCAUGCCGUUGUUCAGAUCUCCGUGACAGAGUUUACGCCUUGAUUGGGCUCUUGGACCCCUCACACUCAAGAUCAUGGACUGCCGACUACACAAUCUCAAGAGAACAGCUGUGGUGUCGCGUGAUCAACAGCAGCCUGGAGGAAAGUCGUACGAUGUUCUCGUAUAUCGCGUUGAGACUAUGGGAGGCACUGGAAUUACCACUGGAGGACAAUUCACUCGAGCUCUUCAGGUUCGUGUAUUGGGUUAUUCACUUUGACGAACUUUGGAAUGCACGAAACCAAAUGCCUGAUGAUGUCAAGAGGCAUCACGAGGAAAACCUUCUGGACCAGCUUGAUGCCAACACAAUGUACGAUAAGAUCCUACGAGAUUUUGAUAGCUUUCCCGCUAUUGUCGGAGACACAAGUUGGAAGCUCUUCAGAGAGAACCUCCUGAAGAUCAUGGAAUGGGAACAUCAGCAUAAUUCUCAAUGCAUCUCCAGCUCUGAAAUUGUUUCAUCGGCACAUCGUACCCAACCGACGCUCAAGAAAUGGCGAGAAAAGGUGAAUCCUAAUAGCUGGGCACUAAAUUAGCAACAGUAAUGCUUGAUAAAAUAAGCAACAAUAACGAUAUAUAUCAUAUG